GUCGGCUUGUUCAUAGGUCUUAGGUCUGGUAUUUCUAUUUUCCUCCGACACCUUAUUUAAUAAUCAAUCAUGAAGCUGUCCACCGUCACUACCGGUGUUAUCGGCCUUGCCGGGUCUGUCAUCGCCCAGACGGACUCGACUCCAUUCGUCGACGCUGAUACUGGGAUUACAUUCCAGUCCUAUACCAGCACGGACGGAAUCACCUAUCGAUUGGCCCUUCCGGCAGAGGCAAGCGGCGAUGCUGGCUACGACGUAAUCCUUCAAAUUGUAGCACCGACCGAGUUGGGCUGGGCUGGAUGGGCUUGGGGAGGCGCGAUGACGUACAACCCUCUCACUGUUGUGUGGAAGGACGGCGACUCGGUCCAGUUUUCUUCGCGCCAGGCCACCGGAUACUAUGUUCCUGCGACGUAUGACGACGCCAAGUACACGGUCCUCAAAGGCACUGGCGUCAACGAAACGCAUUUCAAGUUCACGGCUCUUUGCACGGGUUGCGCCAGCUGGACGGACUUUGACGGAAAUCCAUACAUCCUCAACGGCGCGGGGGACACUAACUUCGCGUACGCCUUCUCAAACACGCCGGUAGAAGAGCCGGCGAACCCGGAGUCCGGCUUCAGCAUCCACGAUAACGUCGGACGAUGGAUUCAUGACUUGGCCGGAGCGAGGUCUGAUCAAUUCGAGGAGUGGGUGACGACUAACACCCCAGCGUAGGUGACGAUAGUCUAAUGGGUAUUGCAAAAACUUGGACUUAUAAUCAGAGCAGUACAGAGUUAUAAUAUUCGAGGCAUUCGUUCGUUAUCACGGCGUGGCUGAGACAGGCGACCAUGCUUAAUUGUUACCUAGGUAGAGGAAAACGAGUAGAAGAAAAUGUGUACCUGUAUAUAAUCGAUGAGUAGAGGCAGAGAUAAGAAUACAUGCGUGACAUGGUGAUAACAUCAAAUAGAUGGUAUGGGAAGGGAAGAAGGGAUAGGCGGGUAUAUAAAUAAUAUAAUAGGGGUACUUCACAUUAGAGAUAUUAUUUAGUAUUCGCGGACAUCCGAUGAUGGAUUAAUAAGUAGCGGGGCAUGUAUGUAUUUAGGCGUGAGAGAGUAGUACCACUAUAUACAAAAAUGUGGGGUAGCUCAGUACUUAG
Annulohypoxylon truncatum is the source of this 1129-nucleotide messenger RNA. Its product is annotated as putative iron reductase domain protein. The transcript has 3 exons. Lineage: Eukaryota; Fungi; Ascomycota; Sordariomycetes; Xylariales; Hypoxylaceae. Bases 70 to 708 code for a protein of 212 amino acids. The record is from RefSeq and is a predicted model, not a curated record.